AUGAGUCUUGAUCUAUCGAAAUUGAAGGAGAAGGUUUCUUCGAAACUAGACGCUUCUUCGAAGAAUAAGGAAGCCAAGGCCAAGAAGAAGGAGAAGUCCAAGGAGAAGAGCCAGAAGCAAGAGGAAAAGUCCCAGGAAAAAUCUAAGGAAAAAUCUAAGGAAAAACCAGAGGAAAAUGACGAACUAGUGCGCGAAGCGUUGUCUUUGGGAGCUUCAGAAAAGGAUAUUGAGCUUGUGAACGAUGUUGACGACGAUGCUAGUGAGAUAGAGUUCAAGGAUGACGACGGCAAGGAGGUUGAUGAGAAGUUCAAGGAGGAUUUUAACGAUUUGUUGAAGAAUAUGGGUUUUGACAAGAUGAAGGAACCAGAAGUGGUGGAAGAAGAGGCACCAGAGGAAGAAGAAGAAGAAGAAGAAGAAGAAGCAGAGGAAGCAGAGGAAGAGAGUUCUCUUAGUCCUCCCCCAGCACAAGAAAAAGAGGAAGCUAAAUCCGAUUUGAUCAACCAAACUCAUAUUGUCCAAAGUGAUAAAUUGGUCGUGCCAUCCGAUAUGCUAUGGUACGAAGUUCCUCUAGACCCAGAGCUAAACAGAGAACAAGACCCACUCACAACCGAACAGAUAGAUAAACUAUACCAACGUGGUAAGGAAUUCUUGGAACAGGAUAACACCACCUACUACGAAGAAUUCACCAAAAACUCCUCCCAACGUAAGUUUAUGUCCCAGAUUCUUAACGAUGGUACUUUGAACGAUAAAAUUAGUGCCCUAACGUUGCUAUUGCAAGAAUCUCCAUUGCACAACAUCAAGUCCCUAGAUACUUUGGUUGGAUUUUGCGGUAAAAAAUCAAGAAACUCGGCCUUGCAAGCUUUGAACGCUCUAAAGGAUUUGUUCUUGAACGGUCUCCUACCAGACCGUAAGCUAAAGUUCUUCAAGAACCAAAACCUAUCCAUGUUGCUCAAUAAGAGAACAUUGGCAGUACUAUACUUUGAGGAUUAUUUGAAGAACUUGUACUUCAAGAUCCUUGAGAUUUUGGAGAAGUUGUCGCAUGACCCUAUCAUCUAUGUCAGAUUGCAGGUUUUAAACCACAUUUUCGAUUUGCUAUCUGCUAAGCCCGAACAAGAGUUUAACCUUUUGAAACUUGGAGUUAACAAGUUGGGUGAUAUCGAUAACAAGGUUGCUUCCAAGGCUUCAUUCAAGUUGCUAAAACUUGAAACUCUACAUCCAAACAUGAAAUCUAUCAUCGUUGAUGCCGUGGUUGACAUCGCCAUUAGACCACAAGCGGACUACCACACCACCUAUUACUCUGCGCUAACUUUGAACCAAACCAUCUUGAAAAGAUCUGAAAUGAGUCUUGCCAACCAAUUGAUCAAGACGUACUUCACCUUGUUCGAGAAGUUCUUAAUCCAAACGGACGCUGAUAACGAGGAAUCCAAGACCAAGGCUAAGGCCAGCGACAAGUCUUAUGAGAAGAAGAGAAAGAAGAACUUCAAGAGAGGUAAGAAGGGUGGUAAAUCUGUCGUUGAAGAAAAGACUGAGCAGGACGUUAUUGAGGAGAAGAACACCAAACUUUUCGGUGCCAUUCUAACAGGUUUGAACCGUGCGUUCCCCUUCGCCGAUAUGCCAGGUUCCGUUUAUGAGAUACAUUUGGACACUUUAUUCAAGAUUACACAUGCCUCCAACUUUAACACCUCUAUCCAAGCCUUGGUUUUAAUUCACCAAGUCGUUAUCAAGACAGGUAUCACAAACGACAGAUACUACAAGACUUUGUACGAGUCGUUGCUAGAUCCUAGAUUGGUUACAUCUUCGAAACAAGGUAUUUACUUGAAUUUGCUCUACAAAUCCUUGAAGGAGGACAAGGACAUUGGCCGGGUAGACGCAUUCGUGAAGCGUAUAUUGCAGGUAUGUGCGCAUUGGCUAAACGUUGGUGCCAUCAGUGGUAUGUUUUAUCUAUUGAUACAGCUAUCGAAGGCGAUUCCACAAAUCAGGAAUUUAUUGCUCAAUUCUCCACUAGAUGCAGUUUACGAUUCCGAUGAUGACGAGGGUGACAAGAACGACGAUAAGAACAAGAACAAUGCAGCAGCAGCAAAUGGCUACGACAGUCGUAAGCGUGAUCCGAAGUAUGCGAAUGCGGAAAAGUCAUCGCUUUGGGAAAUUAACCAAUUCUUGACGCAUUUCCAUCCAACCGUUCAAUCGUACGCACAAGGAUUUUUCGACGGUGACACGCAACAAACAAGGGAAUUGGUCAAGCCGGAUCUUGGUUUGUUCACACUUGCGCACUUUUUGGACAGAUUUGUGUACCGUAAUGCGAAACAAAAGCCUACCACUAGGGGUUCGUCUAUUAUGCAACCGUUGGGAGGUGUACACACUGGUGCAUUAUUGGUGAAGGCAAGUGACAAAACGUUACACGAAGUGCCUGUAAAUACGGAGAACUGGUUGAACAAGAAGGUGCAAGAGAUUAGACCCGACGAGAAGUUCUUUUACCAGUACUUCUCUACCAAGACUGCGGCCAUCAAGUCCGGGAAGAAGGAAGGAGAUGCUGGCGAAUUUGACGAAGAGAGCGAUUUGGACGAGGACGAGGUUUGGGAUGCGUUGGUGAAGUCGCGUCCGGACGUUGAGGGUGAAGACGAGGACAGCGAUAUCGAAUUCAGCGAGGAGGACUUUGGUUCAGACCUAGACUCUUCUAGCGAUGCUGUCGAAGGCAUGUCCGAGGAGGAUGAGGAUGAGGAUGAGGAUGAGGAAGAAGAAGGAGAAGAAGAAGAAGAAGAAGGGGACGAUAACGAUGAAGAUGCCGACGCCGAUGACAUCAGCGAUUUCGAUCCUGAAGAAGCCAAAAUCUUCACGAACGAUUCCGAGGACGAGAUGGGUUCUGACGACGAGGUGUUCUACAGCGCAGCCGACAAUUCUUCCGAUGAGGAUGAGGAAGAGAAGGAAGAGCCUCCAAGAAAGAAAUCGAAGAAGUCACACAAGCAAAAGCUACGCGAACUUCCUACCUUUGCAUCUGCGGACGAUUAUGCACAGUAUUUGAACUCUGAUGAGGACUAA
This is a messenger RNA of Kluyveromyces marxianus DMKU3-1042, 3036 nucleotides long. It is a transcript of the gene MAK21, whose product is annotated as RNA-binding ribosome biosynthesis protein MAK21. Gene Ontology annotation, cellular component: nucleus. Bases 1 to 3036 code for a protein of 1011 amino acids. NCBI's taxonomy places the organism in Eukaryota, Fungi, Ascomycota, Saccharomycetes, Saccharomycetales, Saccharomycetaceae. The transcript has a single exon. The record is from RefSeq and is a predicted model, not a curated record.